CUUCAUAACAGCUUUAAUUCAAACUUUCAAACCCCAUUUCUCUCUUCUCUCUUCCCUCUUCCUUUACCUUUCUAGUUUCUUGCACUUCCUCAUUUUCUGCUUCUGGUGGAAGUUCUCUUCAUUAUCAUGAGUUUCUUUCAGAUCCUUCAACACUCUUAGCUGAUUAACACCAUUGCUCUUCUUAUGCAAAAUAUCACCAAGGCUCAUCAUUGCUAAGCUCAUGAACAAUCUACUUUAGAGUACAACGCAGAAGCCAAGCAGGUGAGACACUUUUAGCUAACAAAUCCUUCUUAGUGCUGUUGUAUCAUUUGCCAUUAUCUAGCAUAUCAAAUGCCAAGAUCAAGGGGAUCUGAUUUGCCUCAGAGGCAGUCUCCAAGAGGUCCACAUCAACUUAGGACAUCAAGUUCUGACUCAGAUCCAUUGCAUCAUCGACCAGUAGCUGACCGAAGUCCAAAGCUAGGAGACCGGCGUUCCCCGAGAGGUACUCAAUCCGAGGCAGUGAAUCAGAAGAAGCUAGGAACUCGAAUUGCGGAUUUGGAAUCUCAGCUUGAUCAAGCGCAAGAAGAAUUGAAGAUUUUAAAGGACCAGCUAGCUUCUGCUGAAGCUGCAAAGAAAGAAGCUCAAGAUGAACUAGUGAAGAAAGCUGAGCAAUCAGUAGUACCAGUGGUAGAGAAGUUCCAAGAGAAGUGCAUUUCAAAGAAUGCUAAAGAAUAUAACAAAACUGAAACCAAACCCCAAGAUGUUAUGCCAGAUGAAAACCAACAAGAGACUGAUGUGUUUGAAGUUCCAAUUGAAAAGGUGGCAAUUGAAUUCAGCCAACCUGCAGAUCAACUAGAAAAGGAAACUCAACCAUUUGAAGACUCAACUCCACCAGCAAUAUCAGAGCCAGAGAAAGAGAAGAAGCCUUCUGUGGAUGAACUGACAUUAAAGAAUGAUGAGAUAGCAUUGUUGAAGUCCGGUUUGGAAGAGAAAGGGAAGGAGCUGGAGUCAAUGAGUAAUGAAAAUGAGAAUUUGAAGAACCAACUGAGUGAAGCAGUUUCAAAAGUAUUGGCUGCUCAAACCAAGGAAGAAGGAAUGAACUCGCAGUUGAACCAACUAGGAGAAGAGUUGAAAGCUAGUAAAGCGAAUGCAGACAAGUUGAAUGAGAAGUUGAAAUCUGUGGAAGUAGAAAAGGAAGCAUUGGAAUCAGAGAUGAAGAAGCUAAGGGUACAGACCGAGCAAUGGAGAAAAGCAGCAGAUGCUGCAGCUGCUGUGCUUGCUGGGGGCAUGGAUAUGAAUGCUAGGAUUCCUGAAAGGUGUGGCUCCAUGGAUAAGCACUUUGGUGGCACAUAUGAGACACCUGCUGGUAGGUACAAUGGAUAUGUUGGGUCUCCUGGUAUGGCUGAUGACUUAGAUGAUGGUUUUGGAGGUGGAAAGAGGAAGAGUUCUGGGAUUAGAAUGUUUGGGGAUUUAUGGAAGAAGAAGGGCCAAAAGUGAUUUCUUUUCUAAUUCAGCGAGUGAAUUUAUAGUACUUUAGCUAUGGUCAUGUUUUGGUGGUAGCAGAAGCUGCAAAAACAGUUGCUUCCUGUUGUGUAUCUUUCUGGUAUCUUAUGUAGUCUUUUCUAGUAUUAUUAAGGCCAUUAAGCGUGUAGUUACUAUUGCAUAAUCUGUGCAAGCUAGGGGUGUGAACUUUUGAAAGAUGGUUUAUAUAUUUCCCUUCUGUCACUGAGAUGAAGGGACUAUUUUCUUGGAAGGACAUGUUUUUAAGCAGAUUUUCCUGUCCGUACUAAUAUGGAGUAAUAUCUUGUA
Gastrolobium bilobum is the source of this 1788-nucleotide messenger RNA. RefSeq names its product interactor of constitutive active ROPs 4-like. Bases 331 to 1476 code for a protein of 381 amino acids. The record is from RefSeq and is a predicted model, not a curated record. The transcript has 5 exons. NCBI's taxonomy places the organism in Eukaryota, Viridiplantae, Streptophyta, Magnoliopsida, Fabales, Fabaceae.